Messenger RNA from Aspergillus terreus NIH2624, 3546 nucleotides. RefSeq lists its product as uncharacterized. The record is from RefSeq and is a predicted model, not a curated record. The coding region runs from base 1 to 3546 and encodes 1181 amino acids. Gene Ontology annotation, molecular function: ATP binding; ATP-dependent chromatin remodeler activity. Lineage: Eukaryota; Fungi; Ascomycota; Eurotiomycetes; Eurotiales; Aspergillaceae. The transcript is spliced from 2 exons.
AUGGCUUCCAACGCCGCCAUGCUUCUGGACCCAAAAGCAUACAGAAGACAACUGCAAAAGAACAAUGGUAACGACCCAGACUGCACAUCUCCCCCGUCCGAAGUCGACACCACCGACGCACCGUUGGACUUCUCCACUGCUGCACUAUGCGGCUUCCCCGCCUCGUCGUUCGGACGCUGCCCUUCUCCCCCGGAGGACCCUAUUUAUCUGGACCCAGGCAUAGAUUACUCACUAUUCGGUGCUGUAGCUCCGCAGGAGGCGAGCAGGCCGUCGCGCGGCAACCAGUCCCCUACCGCUGCGCCGCCCGGUACAGCCUCCGCCGCACAUCGUCUUCUGAAUCCCAAGCCCCGACCCUCGUCCGCGAAGGCGACUCCCCCGCCGAGAUCGAUGACAUCUUCGCGUAAUAGCGAUAGACUCUCCGUGUCGUCAUAUGGAGUACCGCAGUCGGAGCCUGGGGUGGAGGUCGAGUUUACGAGCGCGCGAUCCGAAGACGAUAGCGAUAGCAAACGGACCUCGGAUCGCCUCGAGGAUGAUGCCGACGUGCGCCACGGCAGUCUCAUCGAGGAUAUGUACGGCGUGGAGAGGCGCAGUAGGCAGCCGUAUAAGAAGAUCAAGACGGAGAAUAACGUCGAGGAGAAGGGGAAGAGUGGGAAGGUCGCCAUCGCAGGAGAUAGCGGACUAGGCAAAUGGAUGAAGGAAGGACAGGCGAGUGCCGAAACGCCGCUGCCCGUCACGGCGGAUGUUGUCGAUCUCACUCUGGACUCCUCGGCUGCAGUGAAUGACGAUGACGACCUGCAAGUCACCGGUUCGAAUAACCUGAGUGUGCAGCGAGUAUGCUAUGGGAAGAUCGAAAAUGCGUAUAUCCAGGCUUUCUUGGUCCCCAAGCCGAUCACUAUAUUCGAUUCUGCGCAUGACUGGCCGUCCAUGAAGUUGAACAUCAACCGCCGUCCGGGCGUGGAGGACAAAAAGAUCGAGGUUUCGGACCCUAACAAUAUGGUUUUUGGCGCUGUUGAUGCGAGGACCGCCGCGGUCGUUGUUCAGUUACUCGAUUCACCUGCAUUGAAGGUCGAUCUUUCCGGGCGUCUGGAUGCUCGCAAACGGGGACCAAAUGAAUACCCAUGGAUGCCUUGCUCUGCGCAAUACCGCGCGUCUCUCAAUCUCUACGGUCUGCGGAAAGACGCUGAAACGGUUGGGAAGCACCUUGGCCACCAUAACAUCUGGCUGGGAACUCCUUUUUCUGUUGAACAGGGGACUCCGAUUUUCAACCCCCACGCAGAGCUGAGGCGCGCGCAGCAGGCCUUUCUACCAAGCAUUGCGGCUCGUGGUCGUUCGAGCAGCGUGAAUUACGAAGUUCGCACGGCCGAAGAAGUGAAUGACGCAGUGAUGAAAAUGUUCGAUCAGCUCCAGAGUGCCGAAAAUAUCCCCGAGAUGGAGACCCCGUCGCAGCUGGAGACUCCUCUGCUUCGGCACCAGAAGCAAGCGCUCUGGUUCAUGACCGAGAAGGAGAAGCCGCGCAAGUUUGGACCCAACGAGGCCGACAACAACUCACUAUGGCGCUUGGAGGUACGUCCUAAUGGGAGGAAACGUUAUCGUGAGAUCAUCACAGGGAUGGUCUCUGAUGAAGAGCCUCCGCAGUCGCUGGGCGGUUUGCUGGCGGACAUGAUGGGCUUGGGCAAGACGUUGAGUAUACUGUCGCUUGUCGUCAGCAGCCUACCGCAGUCCCGCGAGUGGGCAGACAUGAUCCCCGACGCCGAACUGGUGAAGAGCUCUCCUGGCAUCCGCAAUACCAAGACCACGCUUCUUGUGGUGCCCCUUAGCGCCGUCAACAACUGGGUGCUUCAGAUCAAGGAGCAUCUUAAGGAAGACGCUGUGACCUACUACGUCUUUCACGGCUCGUCGCGAACUACAGACGUGGACGAACUGUCCAAAUAUGACCUGGUGAUUACAACCUACAGCAUUGUUCUGAGCGAGCUCGCCGGGAGAGGCGCCAAGCGGGGCGUGAGCCCGUUGACGAAGAUGAACAUGUUCCGUAUCGUUCUCGACGAGGCGCACACAAUUCGCGAGCAGAGCGCCGCGCAAACCCAGGCGAUCUUCAAGCUGCACGGGCAGCGCAAAUGGUCCGUAACCGGCACACCUAUCCAAAACCACCUCAAGGACCUCUACUCCGUGACCAGAUUCAUCGGGCUCUGUCCAUACGACGACAGAACCCAAUUCGGCAUGCACAUCCUCAGCCGGUUCAAGUCGGGUGACGCUUCGGUGCUGGCGAGUCUGCGCGUGCUCGUGGACUCGUUCACCCUCCGCCGCGUCAAAGACAAGAUCGACCUACCGACGCGCCAUGAUAAGAUCGUCAUGCUCACCUUCACUGAGAAGGAGCGCCAACUGCACGAGUUCUUCCGGCAGGAGUCCAACGUCAUGAUGCGGGUGAUCGCCGGCGAAGACAAGACGAAAAUGAAAGGCCGCAUGUACCACCACAUUCUCAAGGCGAUGAUGAUCCUGCGACAAGUCAGCGCUCACGGCAAGGAGCUCCUCGACGCCGAGGACCGCGAGCGCAUCAAGGGCCUCAGCGUGCAGGACGCGAUCGACCUGGAGGAAGGCGGCAGCGAUCCGUCGGCCGAGGUCACCGACAAGAAGGCGUACGAGAUGUUCACGCUCAUGCAGGAGUCAUCGGCGGACGUGUGCGCCAUGUGUGGCAAACGCCUGGAAGAACCCGCGUCGACGGACUCGGGCGCCCCGGACCGGGCGGCGUGCAUGGCCAUUGUGCUUCCCUGCUUUGAUGUGCUCUGCCCGGAUUGCUUUGCUGGCUGGAAGCAUGCGUUUGACGCGCCGAGCGAGGAGGUAGCUGCCGCCCUCCGUUGCCAGGUGUGCGACGGCUGGAUCCCCGUGUCGUACUCGAGCAUCACCGUCGGGGGGCUGCAGGAGUACAUGGUAGACCAGGCACAGGCAAAGCAGAGCCGGCGACAGGCGAAGGUCCUAGGCGAGUACGAGGGCCCACACACGAAGACCAAAGCGCUGGUGGAGCAGCUGAUGGCGACGGCGGACGAGAGCAAGGGAUUACAGGCGGCCGGCGAGCGACCGCUCAAGAGCGUGGUGUUCUCAGCGUGGACGUCGCAUCUGGACCUGAUCGAGAUCGCGCUGAAAGACAACGGGCUGACGGGGUACACGCGGCUGGACGGGACGAUGGCGCUGGCGGCGCGCAACAAGGCACUGGCCGAGUUUCACAGCAACGACACGAUUACCGUGCUACUGGCGACGAUUGGCGCGGGCGGUGUCGGGCUGAACCUGACGGCGGCGUCGAAGGUGUACAUUAUGGAGCCGCAGUACAAUCCGGCGGCGGUGGCGCAGGCGAUCGAUCGAGUGCACCGCAUCGGGCAGACGCGCGAGGUGACGACGGUGCAAUAUCUAAUGAAGGGGAGCAUUGAGGAGAAGAUUUUCGAGCUGGCGAAGAAGAAGCAGCAGUUGGCGGACUUGAGCAUGAACCGCGGGAAGCUGGAUAAGAAGGAGGUGCAAGAGCAGCGGAUGCGCGAAUACCGGAGUUUAUUCAAGUGA